UCACUAUUUACGAGAUAUUUUGGGAUGUUGUUGAAGAUAGUGACAUGAUUGUGGUGUAAACAACGUGGAUGAUUUGAAUCUUCAGUGAUUGAUUGUAAACAUCAGCUAUACGUAUUCAUACUCAAUUUAGUGAUCUCUAGGUUUUGUGUACGUCAUGGAUGAGGACGCAAAGGUAGAUCAAGCCUGCAGAACUGCUGAGGAAUUCACGAAGUUGUACUAUGAAAGUGUGGAUAAAAGGAGGCAUCUGAUGUCUAAAUAUUAUUUAGAUACUGGGAUCCUUUCUUGGAAUGGAAAUGGAACUGUUGGUAAAGACCAAAUUCAGAAGUUCUAUGAGCAGUUACCGUCUACAGAACAUAGAUUGACAUCACUUGAUGCUCAACCAGUAAUAGAUGUUGCUGUCUCUAGUCAGCUUACGUUUGUGGUACAAGUUAGUGGAUUUGUGAAAUUUCAAGAUAAGGCACAAAGACCAUUCCAGCAGAAUUUUGUUAUAACAGCAGAAGGAGACAAAUGGAAAAUCGUCAGUGAUUGUUUUAGGCUGCAAGAACCUGUUGCUUAAAAAAAAGGAAAAGACUAACUUACUGUAAUAAUUAAGUUUGUGUUUUAUCUAAGCAAAAAAUAUAAAUUUAAAGAAGUUGUUAUUGUUAUUUUUACACACUUUGAUUAAAAAUUAUCUCUGCAGAAUAUCGCAGAAGUGGAAAGUA
Molecule: messenger RNA, 701 nt
Organism: Schistocerca americana (American grasshopper)
Lineage: Eukaryota; Metazoa; Arthropoda; Insecta; Orthoptera; Acrididae
Gene: Nxt1
Product: NTF2-related export protein
Exons: 4
Coding region: 155-556 (133 amino acids)
Biological process (GO): protein import into nucleus
Cellular component (GO): nuclear pore central transport channel
Source: RefSeq, a predicted model, not a curated record